AUGGCAAAAAUUAGCACUAGUGAGGAGCAGCUACUUCAACAAAUCGAGAAACUUCAACUUGUUGCGAGACUUCUCACAUUUAGAGCAUGCCGUUCGGAGGAGGUGAACAAAAAAUCCGACCUGGCAGUCAAAAAAAUGCAGCAGAACAAGGUUGUUCUCAAGCAGCAGUCCCAGGAAGUUGUUGAGGAUCUUGAACAAGUCAUCUUUGCUAUCCUCACUUCGCUAAAAUCUUUCCAGGCCGAAGCUCGUGCGACUUUAUUUGCGUUGCAGACGCAACUCCAAAAUUCGGAACGAACUCUUCUUGAAGCGAAUGAGACUAUCAAGACGCUGACGGCCAAAGUUGAUGGUUUGGAGGCAAAUUUGGCUGAAAAUCGCAAAAUUUUUGAAAUCAGCCUGCAAGCCAUUCAUAUAACCUAUGUCAACUGCAUGGAAAAAGUUUUCGAACGUCUUCAGGGCUUAAUUCUGACGGACUUAGCCGCUCUAGAACCUGUAAACGACGAAAUCCAUGAAACCUAUACGGCCAAGUUUAAGAAGCUCCGGCUGCCCUGUUCUUUCGAUUAUAUCUGA
Spirometra erinaceieuropaei is the source of this 567-nucleotide messenger RNA. Lineage: Eukaryota; Metazoa; Platyhelminthes; Cestoda; Diphyllobothriidea; Diphyllobothriidae. The record is from the annotation of a GenBank genome assembly.